AUGGAUAUCUCCAAGCCCAUCGCGUUCUGCGAACACCUCCAGCUCUCUGCUAUUGGUAUCCAACCCGCGUCCAUUUCCUUCCAGACCCUCACACUCGAGUCCGACCACUUCAUCUGUGUACGCGAAAAGGUCAACGAGGCCAACCAGGUUGUUAUAGUCGACCUUGCGGACGCCAACAAUGUCCUCCGGAGACCUAUCACGGCCGAUACGGCCAUUAUGCAUCCUCAUCAGAAGAUCCUCGCCUUGAGGGCCGGUCGCACAUUACAGGUCUUCAACAUUGAGACGAAGCAGAAGGUCAAGUCUCAUGUCAGCAACGAGGACAUUGUCUUCUGGAAGUGGAUAUCGGACUCGACUCUUGGUCUCGUCACCGAGACUUCGGUACACCACUGGUCCAUCACCGACCCGACCUCUGCUCCCCAGAAGAUCUUCGACCGUCAUCCUACCCUCGUCGGCUCUCAAAUAAUCAACUACCGCACCACCUCGGACGAGAAAUGGCUUGUUCUCGUUGGUAUAUCUGGCAACACUACCAACCCGGCUGCGUUCAAGGUCAAGGGUAACAUCCAGCUCUACAGUCGGGAACGUGGAGUUAGCCAGCCCAUCGAGGGCCAUGCCGCGGCGUUUGCUGAGCUCAAGCUUGACGGAUGUCAGAACAUGACCAAGGUUUUCACCUUUGCCGUCCGCACAGCAACAGGCGCAAAGCUGCACAUCGUCGAGAUCGACCACCAAGCACCUGAUCCUCCCUUCACUAAGAAGGCUGUUGAUGUCUACUUUCCGCCCGAGGCCACGAACGAUUUCCCUGUCGCCAUGCAGGUCUCCAAAAAGCACGGCAUCGUCUACCUCGUCACGAAGUACGGUUUCAUCCACCUCUACGACCUUGAAUCUGGUGCUUGCAUCUACAUGAACCGGAUAUCCGGCGAGACCAUUUUCGUCACUGCGGAACACGAGGGCUCCAACGGUAUCAUUGGUGUCAACAAGAAGGGCCAAGUUUUGAGCGUGUCCGUGGACGAACAGACCGUCAUCCCUUACAUUCUCGCAACUCUUAACAACACGGAGCUUGCGUUCAAGCUGGCCAGUCGCGCGAAUCUCCCGGGCGCUGAUGAUAUGUACAUCAAGCAAUACCAGCAGCUCUUCCAGAGCGGCCAGUACAGCGAAGCAGCCAAAAUUGCGGCCAAUUCCCCUCGCGGCAUACUCCGGACGGCGCAAGUCAUCGAGUCUUUCAAGCAGGCACCCUCUCCUCCCGGUGGCCUGUCACCCAUUCUGCAGUACUUCGGCAUUCUCCUGGAGAAGGGGGAACUGAACCAGCUCGAGUCUCUUGAACUUGCUCGCCCUGUGCUCCAGCAAGGUCGCAAGCAGCUUUUGGAGAAGUGGUUGAAGGAGAACAAGCUUACUUGCAGCGAAGAACUGGGAGACGUCGUUAGGCCGUACGACAUGACCCUUGCUCUCUCGGUCUACCUGCGCGCGAGUGUUCCCCAUAAGGUCAUUGCUUGCUUUGCGGAGACUGGCCAGACGGAGAAAAUCGUACUCUACGCCAAGAAGACUGGCUACACUCCGGACUACGUCGGCCUCCUCCAGUCCAUCAUGAGAGUCAACCCCGAGAAGGGCGCCGAGUUCGCCGCUCAGUUGGUGAAGGAUGAUGCUGGCCCCAUGGUUGAUGUUGAGCGGGUCGUCGACAUCUUCAUGUCGCAGAAUAUGAUCCAGCCCGCGACAUCAUUCCUGCUCGAGGCUUUGAAGGACAACAAGCCGGAGCAAGCCCACUUGCAGACUCGUCUACUCGAGAUGAACUUGAUGCACGCACCACAAGUAGCAGACGCAAUUCUGGUGAACCAGAUUCUGACCUACUUCGAUCGUUCUCGCGUCGCCAACCUUUGCGAGAAGGCUGGACUUCUUCAACGUGCUCUGGAGCUCUACGAAGACCUAGCGGAUAUCAAGCGUGUGAUCGUCCAUAUCAAUGUUUUCCCUGCCGAGUGGCUUGUCGACUACUUCAGCCGCCUCACGACCGAGCAGUCUUUCACCUGUAUGCAGGAGAUGCUCAAGGUUAACAUCCGCCAGACCUUGCAGAUCGUUGUCCAGAUCGCCACGAAGUACUCCGAUAUCCUCGGUCCCGUCAAGAUCAUCGAGAUGUUCGAGUCGUUCAAGACCUACGAGGGCUUGUACUACUACCUCGGUUCCAUCGUCAACCUGUCCACCGACUCCGAAGUCCACUUCAAGUACAUUCAAGCGGCGACCCGAACCGGCCAGAUCCGUGAAGUUGAGCGCAUUUGCAGGGAGAGCAACCACUACAACCCUGAGAAGGUCAAGAACUUCCUCAAGGAGGCCAAGCUGUCCGACCAGUUGCCUCUGAUCAUUGUCUGCGAUCGCUUCGACUUCGUCCAUGACCUCGUGCUCUACCUCUACCAGCGCGGCCUCACCAACUUCAUCGAGGUGUAUGUGACUCGUGUCAACUCUGUCCGCACUCCCCAAGUCAUCGGUGGUCUUCUUGACGUGGACUGCGACGAGGCUACCAUCAAGUCGCUGCUGGCUUCUGUUCCUGGUAACUUCCCCAUCGACGAGCUCGUCCACGAGGUGGAGACUAGGAACCGGCUCAAGCUCAUCCUUCCUUGGCUCGAGACCCGUGUGCAACAAGGCAGUCAAGACGCGGCGGUUUUCAACGCGGUGGCGAAGAUCUACAUUGACUCUAACAGCAACCCCGAGCAGUUCCUCAAGGAGAACAACCUGUACGAGCCAUUGGUGGUCGGCAAGUUCUGCGAGGCGCGAGACCCAUACCUCGCGUACAUCGCAUAUGCGAAGGGCUUCUGCGACGAGGAGCUCAUCCAUAUCACCAAUGAUAACGCCAUGUUCAAGCAGCAGGCGCGGUACCUCGUUCGCAGGCGUCAACUUGACCUCUGGCUGCAAGUUCUCCGUUCUGACAACAUGCACCGGCGUCAGCUCAUCGACCAGAUUGUUGCGACCGCUCUUCCCGAGAGCACGGAUCCGGCCGAUGUUGCUGUCGCAGUUGACGCGUUCUUGAAGGCGGAUCUUCCUCUAGAGCUCCUGGAGUUGCUCGAGAAGAUAAUUUUGGAGCCUUCGCCCUUCAGUGACCACAAGAGUUUGCAGAACCUGCUCAUGCUCACCGCCAUCCGCGCAGACAAGGGCAAAGUUGUUGGGUAUAUCGACAAGAUCCAGAACUAUGACACAGAAGAAAUUGCAAGGUUAGCUAUCGAGCACGGUUUGUAUGAGGAAGCCUUCCUUAUCCACAAGAAAUAUGAGCAACACGCGGCCGCCAUCAACGUCCUCGUCGAGCACUCGUAUCUCUUGACCCCUGCAGUGUGGAGUCGCCUCGCCAAGGCCCAGCUGGAUGGUCUUCGCAUCAAAGAUGCGAUCGACUCUUACAUCAAGGCGGGUGACCCGUCGAACUUCGGCGAAGUCAUCGAGAUCGCCAGCCGUGCGGGCAAGUUCGACGACCUCGUUCGCUUCCUCCAGAUGGCCCGCAAGACACUCCGCGAGCCCAAGAUCGACACUGAGCUUGCCUACGCGUACGCGAAGACCGAUCGUCUCCAUGACAUGGAGGACUUCUUGAGUAUGACCAACGUGGCAGAUGUGCUCGAGGUUGGCGAGAAGUGCUUCGAGGACGAGCUGUACCAGGCGGCGAAGAUUCUCUUCACGAGCAUCUCUAACUGGGCGCGUCUCGCCACCACGCUCAUUUACCUCGGCGAAAGCCAGGGUGCGGUUGAGAGUGCGCGCAAGGCGGGCAAUACCCAGGUCUGGAAGCAGGUUCACGCCGCAUGUGUGGAAAAGUCCGAAUUCCGCCUGGCUCAAAUUUGUGGUCUGAACAUCAUUGUUCAUGCGGAGGAACUGCCAGCUCUGGUCCAGUCAUACGAGCGCCGUGGUUUCUUCGACGAGGUUCUGGCUCUUCUCGAGGCUGGUCUGAGCUUGGAGCGUGCACACAUGGGUAUCUUCACCGAGCUGGCCAUCUUGUACAGCAAAUACAGGCCUGACAAGCUCAUGGAGCACCUCAAGCUCUUCGUCUCCCGAAUCAACAUUCCCAAGGUCAUCAAGGCCGCUGAGCGUGCCCACCUUUGGCCUGAGCUUGUAUUCCUGUACAUCAAGUACGACGAAUUCGACAACGCCGCCCUCGCCAUGAUCGAGCGUUCCGCAGAUGCUUGGGAGCAUAAUCAGUUCAAGGAUGUCAUUGUUCGCGUUGCGAACGUCGAGAUCUACUACAAGAGCUUGACGUUCUACCUCCAAGAGCAACCUACGCUGCUUACGGACCUGCUCACUGUUCUGAUCCCCAGGAUUGACCAUGCUCGUGUCGUGCGAAUGUUCCAGCAGAUAGACCACAUCCCGUUGAUCCGGUCAUACCUGAUUGCCGUCCAGCAUCUCAACCUCGAGGCGGUCAACGACGCCUACAACAACCUGCUCAUUGAGGAGGAAGACUAUAAGACGUUGCGGGAUUCCAUCGACAGCUUCGACAACUUCAACAACGUCAAGCUCGCGCGCGAGCUGGAGAAGCACGAACUGCUCGAGUUCCGCCGUCUCGCGGCUCACCUCUACAAGAAAAACAGCAAGUGGGAGGAGUCCAUUGCUCUGUCGAAGCAAGACAAGCUCUACAAGGACACAAUCGUCACUGCUGCCGCCUCCGUGUCGUCUGAAAUCGCAGAGGAGCUUCUUUCAUACUUCGUCGACAUCGGAAACAAGGAGUGCUUCGCGGCGACCCUGUACUGCUGCUUCGACCUGCUACGCGCCGACAUCGUCGAGGAGAUGUCAUGGCAGCACGGCCUCAACGACUUCUACAUGCCGUACAAGAUCCAGCGGACAAGGUCUCUGGUCGACAAGCUUGCCGCGCUGGAGAAGGAGGUGAAGGAGCGGUCGAAGAAAGACACCGAGAAGGAGAAGCAGGAGGCUGAGCAACCUCUCAUCGAGCCCGGCUUCGGCGGCAGGUUGAUGCUCACUCAAGGGAACGGCUUCCCCGCUCAGGCGCCGCCGUCCAUGAUGAUGCCCAACGGCACUGGAUUCGGCAUGCCUCCUGCGAUGACGGGUUUCGGCGGUUUCUGA
Messenger RNA from Epithele typhae, 5031 nucleotides. Its product is annotated as clathrin heavy chain. Gene Ontology annotation, cellular component: clathrin coat of coated pit; actin cortical patch; clathrin coat of trans-Golgi network vesicle. Lineage: Eukaryota; Fungi; Basidiomycota; Agaricomycetes; Polyporales; Epitheliaceae. Gene Ontology annotation, biological process: intracellular protein transport; receptor-mediated endocytosis; Golgi to endosome transport. The coding region runs from base 1 to 5031 and encodes 1676 amino acids. The transcript is spliced from 21 exons. The record is from RefSeq and is a predicted model, not a curated record. Gene Ontology annotation, molecular function: clathrin light chain binding; structural molecule activity.